Aspergillus puulaauensis is the source of this 1692-nucleotide messenger RNA. Its product is annotated as WD domain protein. NCBI's taxonomy places the organism in Eukaryota, Fungi, Ascomycota, Eurotiomycetes, Eurotiales, Aspergillaceae. The coding region runs from base 1 to 1692 and encodes 563 amino acids. Gene Ontology annotation, molecular function: protein binding. The transcript is spliced from 2 exons. The record is from RefSeq and is a predicted model, not a curated record.
AUGUCAAAAAGGGGCAAUGACAACGAGUUGUCGAAACAUCCUCCUCCCAAGCGUCCGCGCACAACCGAAGCCGGACUCCAGACCGACAAUCUCUCUUCGUUGAGCAAUGAAAUCCUGCUUCAUAUUCUGUCUUUCCUGCCAAUACCAGCUCUUCUUAUUUGCCAAAGUCUGUCUCAUCGGUUUUAUGCCCUCGCUGGGGACUCUGAGCUCUGGAAACGACAAUAUUUUGCAAAAUGGGUACGGCCCCGCGCGCGCCGCUUAGCGAUAACCCGGCGCACAUCUUUUCCUCAAUCCAAAUUAGAAUAUUCCCCCAGGGUAUCGACAUGGCUGGACCAUAGCCACCUGGAUCGGAAUAAUCAGGUCACAAAUUGGAAGCGACAAUAUCAGCUCAGGCAUAAUUGGUCUAGAGGCACUUGCCGAGUGACCCAAAUCGAAAUCCCUCAACCACCCAGGCCACCAAUGCUGGCAACGCUCUGUGCUGGCUAUGUAUUUACUGCGGACGCGUAUGGGGGUCUUAGGGCUUGGUCAGUAGAGAGCCCAGAAAGGCGCAAUGCUGGCCUUCAUUUUGUGGGCUCCGGGUCGCAAUCUCCGUCGGCUCCCACUGCGUUGACUGCAACUUGCGGCCCGGAGAAGAAUUGCAUCGAAAUUGUGGUCGGGUUCGACAAUGGCGUAUUCACCGUAUACAAAAUGAAUUCGACGAGCUUGCGACUAGAUAUACGUUUCUCUCGCACUAUGACCGCUCACGGCGCCAUAACGGCCAUGGCUGCUUCAUACCCGUAUCUCAUGGUUGUUUCAAAACAUAUGAUGCUGUCACUAUAUAAAUUGCCACUCGAAGCUGAUGAUUCUAGUUGGAGAGACGACGCCACCCUAAUUGCUUCCUUAAAGGCGGAUAGCGUCCUAUCGCCAAUGUCGCUUUCUGUUCGCGUUGCAGGAUCAGAAAUAAUCGCAUCUAUAGUCUACAGCUUCCUUCACCUUGGCUGCGGGUGGUCACUAGGGAUUCAAGAAUUACAUUUCGACAAAACUGGGCGGCAGACCAAGUCACGACUUACUACCACAGUGGAUACGCAGUAUGGAUUGCACCUACGUCGCCUGCCUGCUUCAAUCAACGGGCAAGUUUCGGCUCCAGAGCUCGAGUCGAUCAUAUUCCCUCGUGCAAGCCCGAUAAUGCCUGCUAUACUACAUCAUGAUCCACCAACUUCUGUUUCGUACUCUCAUCCUUAUCUCCUAACGUCACACGCAGACAAUACUCUCACGAUCUACCUUGUUGUGUCUACAUCUAGCAGUUUAUUUGUGAAAGGGGGCGAAAGAUUAUGGGGCCAUACGUCUUCUGUUUCGGCAGUACAAGUCAGCGACCGAGGAAAGGCAAUUUCUGUGAGUUCGCAAGGAGAUGAAGUCAGGAUAUGGGAACUUGAAAGCUUGAUAUCGUCUUUUGGCAGCCAAAAGGUGCUCCAAGGUGACACUAGCAUUAGAGUCAAGCCUGGAAACCAACCACACCCGCAAGAUCACGAAGGUCCCGGUUUGUUGUCUGGUGUAUCCCACCGUGAUUUCAGACGGACUCGAUCGCCAUCUGCCAACAUGGUCCAUAAAAAGGCCCGGGCACGAGAUUGCAUUGGAUUUGACGACGAACGACUGCUUUUACUUCGAGAAAAGGAACAUGGAUCUCAACUCCUCGAGUUCUACGAUUUCAGAUAG